This is a messenger RNA of Molossus molossus (Pallas's mastiff bat), 1754 nucleotides long. RefSeq names its product putative tripartite motif-containing protein 75. Gene Ontology annotation, molecular function: protein binding; zinc ion binding. The transcript has a single exon. The record is from RefSeq and is a predicted model, not a curated record. The coding region runs from base 252 to 1664 and encodes 470 amino acids. Lineage: Eukaryota; Metazoa; Chordata; Mammalia; Chiroptera; Molossidae.
UAUGUGUUUCAGAACCAUGUCUGCUUUCUGACCAAGACUAUUUCUGAGCUUGGAUUCAACUACUCUGAUCGGCUGAAGGCGGUGACUGGAGCGGUUCUGACACCUGCGGCCACGGUCUCACAGGAAUGCAUCACUCAGGACAGGAAGGUCAGUGAGAUCUGAGGGUGCCCCUGCUUCUCAGUGGGGACAUCUCACAGAGCCCAGCUCCCUGAAGAAAGCCCACCUCAGUGCAGUCCUUCAUUCAGGGACCAAUGGCGGCAGCUGCAGCUCUGGAAGGACUCUGGGCAGAGGUCAACUGUCCCAUCUGUCUGGAUGACCUGAGAGACCCUGUCACCAUCCAAUGCGGGCACAACUUCUGCCGCCCCUGCAUCCAGCAGUCCUGGGCACAUCUACACAUCAGGAUCCCUUGCCCUGUGUGCCGUCACCCGUGCCAGGACAGGCACUUAAGGAGCAACACCCAGCUGGGAAGGAUGGUCGACAUUGCCAAGCUCUCCCAGAUCACCAGGAGCAAAAAGAAGCAUCAGCAAGUGAGGCGCUUGUGUGAGAAGCACAACCAGGUCCUGACCCUCUUCUGUGAGGAGGACCUAGAGGUGUUGUGUCCCCUGUGCACUGAGCCCCCUGCCCACCAGGGCCACCAGGUGAGGCCCAUGGAGGAGGCUGCCGCUCAUCACAGGGAAAGGCUCCGCAGUUACCUCGAGCCCCUCAAGAGGCGGAUGGCAGAUGUUCAGAAACUAGUAGCCACCCAGGACAGGAAUCUGUUAGAACUGAGAGAGAAGGUGGAAAACCGGAGAUCGAAGUUAGCCUCUGAAUUUCAGCACCUGACACAAUCGAUCGAUCGUGAGCGAGAGGAAGUUCUCUCAAGGCUAUUUGAGGAAGAGAAGGACAUUCAACAGAAACUCACUGUGAGCACCACUGCAUUUUCAGACCACAUUUCCACCCUCAAAGGUCUCCUCCAGGAGGUGGCGGAGAAGAGUGUGAUGUCAGAUGUGAAAUUGCUGAUGGAUGUCAAGAGUGUCCUCCACAGUUGUGAAAGCCUGAGACCCCCGGCUGUCUACUGGGUCCGCUUAAAGAGAGAAGGGUGCAGCCUUCCUCCACAGUAUUCGGCUCUGCAGAAAAUUAUACAGAAGUUUAGAGAAGAAGUUACUCUGGAUCCCGAGACAGCACAUCCUUAUCUGCUUGUGUCUGAGGAUAAAAAGUCUGUGACAUUUGUGAUGAAAAAGCAAAGAGUUCCUCGAAAUCCAAAGGGCUUUGCAGUUGACCCAGUUGUCCUGGGCUCUGAAGGGUUUGACUGUGGCCGACAUUACUGGGAGGUCCAGGUGGAUGACAAGCCUGAGUGGGCCGUGGGGGUUUGUGAAGCCUCCCUCCCCAAGGAGAGAAAGCAGCCCCCACCAAGACAGAACAGAUGCUGGACGAUUCAGCUGCGGGAUGGUGAUUAUGUCGCAGAAGGGUCUGUUCCUGUCGUCCUUGAGCUCAAGGAAAAGCCCAGAGGGAUUGGUAUCUAUCUGGACUGUGAGUUGGGUCAGGUUUCGUUUUACAGUUUGAAUGACAGGUCUCACAUCCAUUCAUUCAUGGAUGCGUUUUCUGAAGUGCUAAAGCCUUACUUCUAUAUCAGCUAUGAUCCUAAACCUCUUACAAUCUGUGCUGUAAGAGAUUACAAAGGAUGAAUUGUGACUUGCUUCAUUUUCUUCCUGUGAUUUAUGGACAUUAGGUAAAAUUUUGUACAAAAAUCAGUGAAUCUGCCCUGGCCGGUUUGG